Papilio polytes (common Mormon) is the source of this 2884-nucleotide messenger RNA. It is a transcript of the gene Vps16A, whose product is annotated as vacuolar protein sorting-associated protein 16 homolog. The coding region runs from base 225 to 2735 and encodes 836 amino acids. Gene Ontology annotation, cellular component: endosome; lysosomal membrane; cytoplasm. Gene Ontology annotation, biological process: endosomal transport; intracellular protein transport; vacuole fusion, non-autophagic. Gene Ontology annotation, molecular function: actin binding. The record is from RefSeq and is a predicted model, not a curated record. Lineage: Eukaryota; Metazoa; Arthropoda; Insecta; Lepidoptera; Papilionidae. The transcript is spliced from 15 exons.
UGUGACAAUAUAAAACAGAGGAUAAACAAAAAUCUAAAGUGGUUUCUGCAAUUUCUAUUAUUAAUAAUUUUAUGUUCUUUGUCGUAGCUUCAGAAGUAGUAGCAGUUUCAGAAGUUGAAAUAUAAAACAGACGAUACCAAACAAUUAUGAUUGUGUAUUGUGAUAAGUUUUAAGGCUUCAGUCGUUACAAUUAUAUUUAUAAAGUUUUUCCAAUAUAAACCAAAAUGUCGGCGUUAUUAACAGCAGAUUGGUUUCAUCUAGAUUCUUACUACAGAAAGUUCGAUCUGUACACUAUGGUGUGGUCUAUGGACGAAGGCUUAGGUAAUAUGGUGGUCAGUGGUGCACCUUAUGGCGGUCCCAUUGCUGUAGUCAGAGAUCGGAAGCAAUUUGUACAAAUUGCAACAAGUGUUAAACCUGUGAUAACUAUUUAUAACUGCGUCGGAGAUGUAAUGUCUAAGAUAUUGUGGAAUAGUGGAGUCCUCAUACACAUGGGUUGGUCUGAUGCAGAGCAACUGCUUUGUGUACAAGAAAGUGGUGAUGUUCUCAUUUAUGAUAUGUUUGGGGCCUACCAAAAGUCUUUCAGUUUGGGUCAGGAAGUGAGAGAUACAAAGGUGUGUAAAGCUCAACUGUUUCCCAAUCCGCAUGGGAUUGGUCUAGCUGUGAUAACAUCAACCAACAGCAUGUAUCUAGUCAGCAAUGUAUCUGAUCCUAAAUUAAGAUCUGUACCUGAUUUGCCAAGAGCGAAUGACCCUAUAAGCUCUUGGUGUGUACUGAGUUCAGGACAACGGAGUGGAUCUUCUAUGAUUGGCUUCCUUGUUUGUAGAGACAAGGAGAUAUACAAGUGUCAACUUGGAGAGUCUGUUGCCGUAUUGAUGCGUCCAGAGAUUCAAAAUGCGUAUACUCAGAUUUUAACAAUAGUGCCGUCACAAAAUGGCCGCCAUGUUGCUUUAUUCACCGACUCUGGUGUAUUAUGGAUUGGUUCCUCCAACUUCAAGACCAAAUACUGUGAGAUUGAUACGGGGUAUUUUAAACAACCGAAGGAAUUAGUAUGGUGUGGUUCACAAGCGAUAGUAGGCCAUUGGGACGAUAUGAUGUACAUAUACGGCUUCAACGAUACAGUGGUACAAUAUCCUUAUGAUGGACCAUUCCAUAUUAUUCCGGAGAUGGAUUGUGUCAGAGUCAUCUCCGAGAUGACACACGAAUUGAUACAAAAAGUGCCAGUUGUUGUGGAUAAGAUAUUAAGAAUUAAUAGCACAGCGCCUGGAUGUUACCUGCUUGAAGCAUCUAAACAAUUUCAGAAACGGAGUCAUAGGGCUGAUGAGUAUAUUCGUCUAGUGAAGCCAGAUUUAGCGAAUGCUGUACAAGACUGUAUCGACGCGGCGGCUUUCGAGUUCAGUCCGGAUGUUCAGAAGAUGCUGAUCAGAGCGGCUCAGUUCGGGAAGGGCUUCAUACUGGACCCAGUGCUCACUGACCACUAUGUGAAGACCUGUCGCUGGCUGCGGGUCCUGAACGCGAUACGGGACCCCAAAGUGGCUAUACCACUAACUUUCUUACAAGUUCAGAACUUGGGCGAGCGCGUGCUGCUGGACCGGCUCAUCUGGCGGCGGCUGCACUGCCUCGCCACGCACGUCGCCGCAUACCUGCAGCUGAAGGACGGACAGACCAGAGUACUCUCACAUUGGGCCUGCUACAAAGUAACACAGCCGCAUUUGGACAACGAGAGCGCAGCGCGUGAGAUAGGAGAGAAGUUGCGGAAUGUUCCGGGGAUAUCGUACGCCACUAUCGCUAUGAAAGCCGCCGAAAAAGGGAGGAAAGCGCUCGCUAUUAAGAUCCUGGAGUACGAGCGGUCGCGCGCGCUGCAGGUGCCGCUGCUGCUGGCGCUGGGCGAGGGCGGGGCGGCGCUGCGCCGCGCCUGCGCCGCCGCAGACACGGACCUCGUGCACGUCGUGCUGCUGCACCUCAAGGACAACAUGAGCAAACAUGACUUUGAGAUGACUAUCCGCGGCUUCCCGCUCGCGCAAGCGUUGUACCUGAAAUAUUGCGGGAGCCACAACCGCGAGGCGCUGCGCAAGGUGCUGGUGCAGGAGGACAACUUCCCCGCGCAGGCCGCCUCGCACCUGCGCGACGCGCUCGACACCGCCGCGCCCUCGCACAAGGAGGCCGCGCUGCAGGCCGCCAGGGACUGCUACAAGAAGGCCAAGAAUGAUCUAGGUGUAUCGAUAUGCGAGGAGUUACGCAAGCUGUGCAAGCAGCAGUCCAGCCUGCAGGAGACGUACGGCUCCAGCUUCAUGGGCCUCUCCCUGCACGACACCGUCGCCAAGCUGCUCGACCUGGGUGAGGUCAAGCUGGCUGACAAACUGCGCACCGAGUACAAGAUGCCUGAUAGAAGAUAUUGGUGGCUUCGUAUACUGACAUUAGCUGAGAGACAAGACUGGACUGAACUCGACCGUUUCUCUAAAUCAAAGAAAUCUCCGAUCGGUUACGAGCCGUUUGUCGACGCCUGUCUGAAGUAUGACAACAAGGACGAGGCUAUCAAAUACCUGCCAAAGUGCAGGGAUGAUAUUAAAGUCAAAUACUACGUUAAAGCUGGUUUGUACGAAGAAGGGGCGCGCGUGGCGUUCGAACAGAAGGACAAGAGCGCUUUAAUAUUCGUGCAGAGCAAAUGCCCGCUCCGCGACAGCAGCCAGCACGCCGCCAUUGCUGCGCUGUUAGAGCAAUUAAAUAAUAAAAAAUAAAUAUAGGUUAUUUUAUUAAAAGUGUACUAUUUAUUCCUAUAUCAAAUAUAAAAUUAUUUAUGAUUCUCAGUUAAACACUAUUAUGUAUUGUAAUCAUAGGAAAAUGUAAGAGAAAUUUUCUUGCUGUCUAAUUUAAACUAUUUUAUGCU